Molecule: messenger RNA, 2600 nt
Organism: Phoenix dactylifera (date palm)
Lineage: Eukaryota; Viridiplantae; Streptophyta; Magnoliopsida; Arecales; Arecaceae
Product: RNI-like superfamily protein
Source: RefSeq, a predicted model, not a curated record
CUCCCAUGCUCGCAUUCUCCUCGGGGUCCUUCUAACCAUCGAGGCGUUUACCCGAAAGGUGAAAGCAACCAAAACGCAGUGAGCCAAAACAAUGGAGAUGAAAUCUAGUUAUCCCAAGUACAAUCAACUGCGCCCCCAAACACCCAGACUCCACUGCCAUUCUCAAGGCUCUCCUCCUGCACGCAUCCCUUUCUCUCUGGAUCCUCUUCUGCUACGCAUUAAUCCUUCGUCCUUUCAUCUCACUCUUCUUACUCUUGUCAUUACCAUUAUUACACUUCUUGGGCAAUGUGAAAACCAUCCAAUAAAGAGCAACCUUAGAUCUUCCCCAACUCCCUCCCUACCCUUUCUCCAUUAAAUCCAUCCCGGUCAUCCCUUAUAUAAAAAUAGUAGUAAUAAAAAGCCUUCUCUCACCUCUUGGGUUGCUUUGGAAGCCCAGCUCUCCAUUCCCCUCCUCUCCUUCUUUGGAACUGGUCUGCAACUCCAAAAUCUCUACUGCUCUUUUUGGUAGCUGGAACAGGGACUGAGGAAAGAGCCAUCUUUGGAUUCUUUUCCUUUGGCAUUCAAUUUUCUGGCCUGCCUGCUACCUUCUUUCUGGACUUCUUGGUGGUUAAAGCGGUGCAUCCCUCUAGUAAUUCUUGUAUUCGCUCCUCUUUAUUUUGUGAUCCAAAGUGCUGCUUUCUCUGGGAAUGUAGACCUUGCUUCUAUUACUGUUGAACCACUAGGCUUCAGGACAUGGCAGAGUUCAUCUGUGCUAAAGCUGCACUUUUCUCUACUUUCUGAUCAUAUGUCGGGAUCAUUUCCUUGUUGAGUUCUUAGAUAUCUUGUGGCAGAGAUUUAUCCCACUCCAAGCUCCCCUGUUUUGAAGCAGAAACCAGGAAGAAUCCAUCUUUUAUCUCGUUAGAUAACCCCUCCCUAGUUUCUAUGAGCGCUUCUUUCUACUUAAAUUUGCCAUGUCCAAGUUACCAAUGAGGAAGAGCACUAUAGUUCAGGCUCUUCUUCUCCUCCAACUCCUCACCUUCCAUGUUUUCUCGCAGCCAGAUGGCUCAACGGCCCCAAUGGAGAAGACAGAGCAAGAAGCUCUGUAUUUGGCGAUCCAAAGCCUCGUCGGCAAAUGGUGGAAUGGCUCAGAACUUUAUCCGGACCCUUGCGGCUGGACGCCGAUACAGGGAGUAUCAUGCGAUUUUUUCGAUGGCCUGUGGUAUGUAGCUGCCCUCGACAUCGGACCUGUACUGGAGAACUCCCUUGAAUGUACCCAGGAUGCAAAGUUUAGUCAAUUACUUUUCAAGCUCAAGCAUCUGAAGAGCCUAUCCUUCUUCAACUGCUUCUCUUCCCAUCGACCCACCACCAUCCCAUCCAGCAACUGGGAGAAGCUCGCCGGAAGCUUAGAAACCUUGGCAUUCCGAUCGAAUCGAGGCCUGAUCGGAGAAAUUCCAGCCAGCCUCGGUCAACUUACCAAUCUCCGGUCGCUAGUUCUAGUGGAGAACUCAUUGACAGGAAUGCUGCCUCGAGAACUCGGCAAUCUAGUCAACCUGCAGAGGCUGGUGCUCACAGGAAAUGGAUUCAACGGUCAAAUUCCAGUUUCUCUGGCAAACAAUCUCUCGGAGCUCUUAAUCUUGGACAUCAGCAGGAACACUCUGAGCGGUUCCCUGCCAUCAUCUUUUGGCAGCCUCACUUCACUGCUGACACUAGAUUUGAGCAACAAUAUCUUAGGAGGGAGUCUUCCAUCAGAGCUCGGAGAGCUGAGGAAUCUUACUCUCCUGGACCUCAGGAACAACAACUUGUCUGGUGGAUUGACUCAUUCUCUUCAAGGCAUGACCUCAAUCCAAGAUAUGCUUCUCUCCAACAACCCACUUGGCGGGAGUCUCAUGGAAUUUGGGUGGGAGAGUCUGAGGAAUCUCACAACCUUGGACCUCUCCAACACAAGUAUAACUGGGGUGAUUCCAGAUUCUAUUUCCAGCUUGAAGACGUUGAGAUUCCUUGCAUUAGACAACAACCACCUUUCCGGUGGUGUGUCCCCAAAGCUGGCAGCUUUGCCUUCUCUGCGUGCUCUCUAUCUCAGCGGCAACAAUUUCACAGGAGAGCUCGAGUUCUCCCAAGGGUUCUAUGAGAGGAUGAGGGGGAGAUUUGCGUCCUGGAACAAUCCAAAUCUCUGCUACGGUUCUGAGGUCACGAGCACAGGGCACGUCCCUUUUGGCGUGGAACGCUGCAAACACGAGCAAGAGAACUCUGCUUAUAACUCAGGUACACAAAACAAGGUAAACGGUGGAAGCUCGAAUCAGGACUCAAAUUUGCUGGCCUCCUUUGGGUUCUCAACUUCCAUGAACGGGCUCUGGUGGGCGAUUGCAGCCCGAGAGCUGGUGCUCGUGUUGCUUUUGAUUCUGCUACAGUAGGCACGUACCAACCAUACAUCUAUAUAGUCUUAUACCACAGCUUUUUAGGGACUUUUUGUGAUGAGAGUCGGAAGCAGGGGCAGUAUACCAGCUGAUGAACUUGCUCUUACUGCUUACCCGAUUGCAAAAUGUACUUAUAUUAUACAACUUAACUUUUGUUAUAUUAUUAUCAUAGAUGUUACUUUUGUUAUAUAUAGUUCUUUAUCUUCU